AUGUUCGUGAAACCGGAGACCCUGGAAGUGAAGGAGGAAGAAGGGCUCCUUGACACCCGGUCCGUGCCUCCUCCUCCUCCUCCUCCUCCUCCUCCUCUUUCUUCCUCUUCCUCCCUCGCGCCUUUCUCGUCGGGCUCCGAGGGGGAGGACGACGAGGAAGAAGAGCCGUCCCACCUCCUGUCGCCCUCGGUUUCAGCGCCCGAGGCGGCCGUGAAAGCGGCGGAGCACGCGCGCCUGCCCCAUCUCGGCUUGAGACGGCACGACUGUAAGAGGCGCUCCGGCCGGGCGCGAAACGCCUCCCGCCUCACCAAGACGGCCGAGACGGUCCAGCGGCUCAAGAAGAGCCGCCGCCUGAAGGCCAAUAACCGCGAGCGGAACCGGAUGCACAAUCUGAACGCGGCGCUGGAUGCCCUGCGGGAGGUGCUGCCCACUUUCCCGGAGGACGCAAAACUGACUAAGAUCGAGACGCUGCGCUUCGCUCACAACUACAUCUGGGCGCUCACCGAGACGCUCCGCUUGGCCGACCAUUGCGGAGGCGGCGGAGCUGCCGCCGCCGCCGCCGCCGCCGCCGCCGCCUUCUCGGAAGCAGUGCUGGGCAUGCUGGGCAGUAUAAGCGGCGGCGACGGCCACGGCAUUUCUCCCGCCUCCUCCUCGAGCUCCUGGAGCUGCACCACCAGCCCCGCUCCUUCGGCCAGCUCCUCCGCUUACAGCUGCACUUUGUCGCCCUCCAGCCCGGGCAGCUCCGCCUCGGAGUUGGACUUCUGGCCCCCGGAAAAUGCCGGCUACGUGCUGUCCAGAGACUUAAUCUGA
This is a messenger RNA of Python bivittatus (Burmese python), 810 nucleotides long. The record is from RefSeq and is a predicted model, not a curated record. NCBI's taxonomy places the organism in Eukaryota, Metazoa, Chordata, Lepidosauria, Squamata, Pythonidae.